Molecule: messenger RNA, 1065 nt
Organism: Pieris macdunnoughi
Lineage: Eukaryota; Metazoa; Arthropoda; Insecta; Lepidoptera; Pieridae
Source: the annotation of a GenBank genome assembly
AUGUUACGAGCUAGGGGAUCGGAUAGAAACGCCGACAAGCACAACGGUCUAGCGACUGAAUUGGAAGAAGUAUCGACACUUAUCGACAGUGACGUUAUGAAGACGGUUCGCGUGGUAGGAGUCACCACGACAUUUGCGGCUAGACGACAUGAUCUAAUGCGGAAGUUAUUUUCGCCAAUUGUAAUCGUUGAAGAGGCAGCCGAAGUGUUGGAAGCUCACAUUGUUGCUUCAUUGACUACGAGAUGCCAACAUCUCAUACUUAUUGGUGAUCACAAACAACUUCGCCCAUCCGCUGCGCACUACAAGUUAGCUAAAUUUUAUAACCUAGAAAUCUCACUCUUUGAAAGAAUGAUAAAGAACACAAUACACUCCAAAACGUUGAUCACUCAACGUCGAAUGUGUCCAAAAUUUGUGGAGCUAUUGGUACCGACGAUUUAUGACAAGCUUGAUAGUCACUCUAGUGUUUAUGGUUACAACAAUGUACGUGGAAUGAAGGAUAAUCUACACUUCUUUAGCCAUAGUGUAUAUGAGGAUUCCGAGGGCUUAGAAGACACUUGGAGCCACAGAAAUACAUUUGAAGCCCAAUGGAGUGUAGCACUUGCAAAUUAUUUAAGAAAAAUGGAUUAUUCAGCUGAAGAUAUUACAAUUUUAAGCACAUAUACUGGUCAAGCUGCCCUUAUAAAAGAGCUAAGCAAAAAGCAUCAGCUCCUACGCGAUGUAAGGAUCACAGUAGUGGACAACUACCAAGGAGAAGAGAGCAGGAUAGUGAUAUUGUCUUUAGUUAGGAGCAACAGAGAUGGCAAUAUAGGUUUUCUUUCGGCGGCAAAUAGGAUAUGUGUAGCCUUGUCUAGAGCUAAAGAAGGUUUUUACCUAUUCGGUAACAUAAACGUACUUAGCACAGCGUCGUCAAUAUGGCAAGGAAUUCAUAAGAAAUUGGUUUCUCUGAAUGCUAUUGGAGAAGCUUUUGUGGUGCAAUGCUCAAGACAUGGCCAAAUUUGUAAAAUUGAAAGUCCGCAAGCAUUCAACGAUUGUCUUAAAGGAGCUUGUUUAAAACAUUGUCCCUAA